CAGAAAACUCCAGCAUAUUUCCACACUACGUGACAAUGGAAGUGAUAGAAGGGAAGAUGAUGGAAGAUCCGAUGACCUUUGACCCCACCGUCCGACCGAAUCACUCCAGCCUGCACUGGCCGGUUAUUGACGUCAACGAAACGAACUCCACCUACGCCAUAAACCUUCUCCUCUCCUGCAUCUACACCGUCCUGCUCUUCCCGCUCGGCCUCGUGGGUAACAUCCUGAUUCUGCUGGUGAACUUUGACCCUCGUCAACGGAUGAGCACCCCUGACCUCUACUUCACUAAUUUGGCUCUGGCCGACCUGGUGCUGGUGCUGGACUCGCUCAUCGAGGUGUUCAACCUGAGCGCGCACUACUACGACGACGCCGUGCUGUGCUCCUGCAUGGCGCUCUUCCUGCAGGUCAACAUGUACAGCAGUGUGUUCUCUCUCACCUGGAUGAGUCUGGACCGUUGCCUUGCGCUGACCGGCCUCAGCACGCGCGCGCUACCCGAAAACGUUUCCGCCUCGCACCGUUCGCGCGUCGCCCGUAGGGCUUGCGCGACCAUUUGGGCGGCGGCCACCCUGUGCACGCUGAUCCCAUUCGCUACAGCGCACAUGCGUCACGGCUGGGGGCGUGGCUUCUGUUUUGCGGGCGUGGCCGAGGUGCAAUGGCUGGAGGUGACGCUGGGAUUCGCCCUGCCUUUUUGCGUGAUGGGCGUUUGCUACACCCUGAUCGCACGCGUGCUUCUGCGCUCCGAUAGGCCGCAGCGAACCAAAGCCCUGCGCAUGAUCGUCGCAGCCGUGAGCGUGUUUUUUGUGUGCUGGCUUCCGGAGAACGUCUUCAUCAGCGUGCAUCUCCUGAGUGGCGACACUGACGCCUCGCGGCGGAGAGGAAACCACACGUUGUGGCAGCGCCACCCGCUGACGGGACACGUGGUGACCUUGGCGGCCUGCGCCAACAGCUGCCUGAACCCGCUCGUCUACAGCCUGCUGGGAAACACGUUCAGACAGAAACUGCAAGUGUUUGUCGCGCACCACGUGCACUGCCUGCAUACGUGCGCGCAGAAUGUGAGCGCAACGCCACCCUGUCCAUGCGUCGCUUGCACAAACGCGCACCAUUCGUGCUCGCAUGAGAAUAAGGAGGAGGAGGAGCGUGACCUCAGGAGCGGCGAGGAGGGGCGAGAGUGUGUGUGUGACAGAGUGGGAUAAACAGUCAUGUUGUAAUGACACAGGACAAGUUCUUGAUUUUACCCACUAUCUUUGUAAAAACUUUUUUUGACACAAAAUAAUACUUAUAUUAAGCAAGGAUGCCUAAAAAGUGAUU
Rhinichthys klamathensis goyatoka is the source of this 1308-nucleotide messenger RNA. Its product is annotated as G-protein coupled estrogen receptor 1-like. The transcript has a single exon. Gene Ontology annotation, cellular component: membrane. The record is from RefSeq and is a predicted model, not a curated record. NCBI's taxonomy places the organism in Eukaryota, Metazoa, Chordata, Actinopteri, Cypriniformes, Leuciscidae. Bases 36 to 1193 code for a protein of 385 amino acids. Gene Ontology annotation, molecular function: G protein-coupled receptor activity; nuclear estrogen receptor activity. Gene Ontology annotation, biological process: G protein-coupled receptor signaling pathway; cellular response to estradiol stimulus.